AUGUUUGUCGUGUUGUUUGUGUUGGUGAGUGUCGUUAGUGGGGAAGUGAAUUCGACCGAGGGUAUCACGGGUUCUCGUAUGGCAUGGAUGAAAGGACUUUUAGACCACCACGACUGGAUAGACAUUCUUGAUGGAAAUCAUUCCAUACCGCAAACGUGUGAACAUGAUUUGAGGCAGUAUUUCAAUGCUUUGAAUCAAGGGAAACUAUGGGCUUCUAAAAUAUUCGACUCAUCAGGCCAUUAUAGUCCCAACGUCUUGUUCGGUAACGACUUCUGGCUGGGCUCAUGGAAUGCAUGCCGCGAUCUGCAGCUCAAACAGUACUAUGCACAGACACCACCCUUUGCCACCUCGUUCUAUGUGGCCAGGGUUAACCUCACUAUUGAUGGAGAGCAUAUACCACAGACGAGACCGAUGUUGGUCGGUCAAUGUAUGCCUGCUUCUUGCAGUAAAGAUGCCGUUAAGACGUUGUUGGAUGGAGCAGAAGAAAUGGCCAGCACUGCGGCUGCUUUAGUGGGCAUCGAUGCGAAGAUUACGACACUUUAUGUACGUGCUGUACCCGGCUCUUACUCUUUAAUGGCUGACCCCAAAAUGCAUAUACUUGGAGCGGCGAUAAUUAUCGUGACAUUAUGGAUGCUCGUCGCAUCUUUGUACGAAGGCUAUUUGGAGAGACGAUAUCGCAAAAAGGAGCAAAAAGAUUUGGAGCUCGCCAACAAUAACCAAAAACCCACUAAUAAUAACAAUUCAAAAGAGGAAACAAAAGAAAUCGAAGAAGAAGUCAGAGAUAAAGAUUUACGUCGAGAAAUUUGUGGCAAG
Molecule: messenger RNA, 813 nt
Organism: Brenthis ino (lesser marbled fritillary)
Lineage: Eukaryota; Metazoa; Arthropoda; Insecta; Lepidoptera; Nymphalidae
Source: the annotation of a GenBank genome assembly